UACGCGCGUGAAUAUGUGUGUGUGUGUGUGUGUGGCAGUGCGUGAGUGUGCGUGAGUGUGUGUGAGCGUGUGUGUGAGCGUGUGUGUGUGUGUGUGUGUGUGUGUUUUUAUCAGAGCGGAUGAAAAUGAUGCAAAGCGCCGCCGUGUUGCCCAGCGAGAGCGCCGUGAAGCCCGACAUGCUCGUCCCACUGCAGCAGGUCCCGGAGUGUGCGGGAUGUAACCAGCGUAUCCUGGAUAAGUUUGUGUGUAAGGUUCAGGAUCUGCACUGGCACUCCACCUGUCUCAGGUGUGCGGAGUGUGACGAGCUGCUGAGUGACAGGUGUUACUGCCGAGGAGGACACGUCUACUGCAGAGAGCACUUCUACACGCGUUUUGGGACCAAGUGCGCAUCGUGUCAGCAGGGCAUCCCUCCUUCUCAGGUGGUGCGCAAAGCGCAGGACUUCGUUUAUCACCUGCACUGUUUCUCGUGUGUGAUGUGCAGCAGACAGCUGGCCACCGGAGACGAGUUUUACCUGAUGGAGGACGGCCGACUCGUCUGCAAGGUCGACUACGAAACCGCAAAACAGAACGAUGACUCAGAGUCAGGAGCAAAGCGUCCUCGCACCACCAUCACGGCCAAACAGCUGGAGACGCUGAAAAGUGCGUAUAAAAACUCUCCUAAACCCGCACGGCACGUCCGAGAGCAGCUCUCCUCCGAGACAGGACUCGACAUGCGCGUAGUACAGGUGUGGUUCCAGAACAGACGAGCGAAGGAGAAGCGUUUGAAGAAGGACGCUGGACGCCAUCGCUGGGGUCAGUUUUAUAAAAGUGUUAAGCGCAGCAGAGGAGCGGCGAAGGUGGAGAAGGAGAGCUCGGCCGAGGAUGGAGGGAUCAGUGACAGCGAGCUCAGCUUCAGAGACGAUCAGAUCUUGUCGGAACUGGGUCACGCUAACGGCCUGUACGAGAGCGUCGGGGACGUUUCCGGCAGCAACAUGAUGAACAGCGGUUUUUCGUUAGAGGCGGCGAGUCCUUAUUCGCCCUCGUCCAUCAGCUCGCUGCCUGGACACGCCCACCUACUCGGAGGCGUCGCCUUCAGCAUGGAGGGGCUGGCAGGAGCGGCAGGUCAGCCGCUCAGAGCCGUGACCUCUGACCUCUCCACAGGCAGCAGCACCGGAUACCCAGACUUCCCCACAAGCCCCGCCUCCUGGCUGGAUGAGAUGGACCACACCCAGUUCUGAGGUCAAAGGUCAUAUGGAAAAGACAUGAGGAACAAAGGAGCUUCUGGAGUCUUUUUUUCAGACGUUGUGAUUUUAGUCUAGCGCAGUUCUAAGGUCAAAGGUCAUGAAGUCAAGACGUAAAAAAAAAAAAAGAAACACUGGACACUAAGAAGUGCACACUUUCCUGAAAGGACACUAUUUUGGUUUUAAUACGUCCUGAAAAUGUUUAUCAACGUUUUUCUCCUUCUGUGUCGGAUUAAUCAGUCCAUCUACAUGUUUUUGAUUCUGUAAAAGACAGCGAGAGAGACAGAGAGAGAGUGUGUGUGUGUGUGUGUGUGUGUGUGUGUGUCAUAUAUUUGCGAACAGCGUAAAAACAUACACACAUUAUCACAUUACAGGGACGAGAGUCACACACUCGGUCCUGUCCUUUUUCCAGUACUGUUUUUAAUGCACUCUUGCUGAAGUGUGUUGUUAGACGAGGAAUCAAGUCAACAUCACUGACUGUAGACUUCAGGAGCACAACUUACCCAGAAGGCUUUGCUGCAGUCUGAUGACACCUGAAGGAAUGCGAUAUUUUACUAGCGAUUUAGCACACUAGCUAAGCGACAUGCUAACGAGUUGACAAGCCAACGUACAGGAUGUAAAGAAAUCUUCUUAAUGCUUAAUGUUUGUGUGUGUGUUCCUGGUAAACAUUAAAUCCACUCAGAGCACACUCUUUAGGGGAAGUGCACAAGGGCACACUCUUUAGGGGAAGUGCACAAGGGCACACUCUUUAGGGGAAGUGCACAAGGGCACACUCUUUAGGGGAAGUGCACAAGGGCAUGUUAAAAACAGUAUCGGAACAUUCACCCAUAUGGCAUGAAUGCUGUUAGCACUGAAGCUACAAGCUAACCGGUAGCACUGGACAAUGCAUGUUCUUUAAUAAUGAAAAACGCCACAGUGACGAUAAAGCCUUCUGAUUGGCCACAGACUUAAAGCUCCGCCCCCCGCGCCAAUGGGAGAGGAAUUACUGCACAACACAUUCUAUAGUUUGAUUGUUUUUCUUCCAGUGGAGCAACAGCAGUGGCACAAGAUUCAGACUUCACAGUGUGAGUGCACUACCAAGAACUGCAGCGCAUUUUUAACUAUUUUUAUCCAUUUAUAGUUACAUUUACUGUUGCCUAAUAUCCCUUACAUUAUCACUUACCUUAUAGCAGCUAUAGCUCACAUUCUAAACUAAGCUAAACUAAACUAAGCUAUAGCUCACAUUAAUAAAAAAAAUCGCAGCUUGUCAUGUUACCGAGAAAAAGCAAAGAAGCGUAAACUCCUCUUACAGCUUCACCUCUGACUGUUACAAAGCGCUGACACUGGAGACUCCUUCCAUAACUGUUACAUAAACGCAUUUCUCAUUACAGAAAACUCCACCAUAUCAACGAUUACACACGUUUUUAAAUCUGUUUAUGUGGAGUGUCUGCUGUACACGCCCCCUGAAUGAGCUGUUACUAUGGAAACGAUAACGUAUCAGAACGAGCGCAUUAAUAUAAACCUGCGCUACUAAGAGAAAACUAAUCAACACCUUCUGACCAAUCAGAAUGCAGGAUUCAGCAGCGCUGUGGUGUGACAGUGUUCUGAGAACAUGAUGUGAUGACGGUUCGUCUGUGCAACGUUGUCAGUUAAACAAAAACGUAAGAUUAUCGGAAACUUUGUGUUAACUUUACUACGAGUAAAAACGUUGCAGUAAUGUUGUACGGAGAACGUUUUCAGAACAACCAGAAAACAGAUUGCACUGUUACAGGAAAAUUAAUUUCAGGGUCACGGUUGUCGUCCCUGCUGCUUGGGUCAAUAGUAACACACUGCCUGUGGACUUAUAUUAGUGAAGGAUGAUGGACUCGUGGAGAAAUAUCAUUUUUUUCAAAAUUGUAUUAGAGUUUGACGGCCCAUGAAACACAACCAGCUCAUGAUAGUGCACUCUGAUGUAGUGAUCACGCCCCAUUUAAAACGUGACCGCUGAUGGCGCUGUGUUUGUAAUGUAAGGAGGGAGAUAUUUUCAUGAUCAAACCCAUUCAACAGUGUUGUAUUUAUUUAUUUGUAAAGUAAUUAUGAAUAAAUCGACAGAAAUAUUUCACUUGGAGUAGUAAAUCCAUUAUCCAGAUGCAGUGGCAUGAAAUAAUUGUGUCAUGUGACUAGUGGAAAAUUGGAAAAAUUAAAAGUCAUUUUAAACAUGAUAUUCAGCUCGAGAGAAAUAAUUAGGCACAUUCAGACAUUAAUAUAAAAAAUCCACAAGAAAAUCCUUAUUUAUUUGUGAACAUUUGACUAUAUUUUUGGAUAAAAUUUUAUUAAUAUGAAUUAAUUCAGCUAGCAAACUGAUCCCGAAAGAAACGAACCGAAUUGAAAUGAUUUGCUUUGCCGCCUCUUAUCACGUGUUGUAAAUUUUGUACAGUUUGAGAAAAGUGUUGAGCGUCUUGUUUUUUUUUCAGAGCACUAUUUACUGUCAUGUGUGUUUGAAAACUUCACGCCUUCUGUGCAACGGUCUGAUCUGUGCAGUCAAAUCUAUACGCAAAAAUAAAGCUGAA
This is a messenger RNA of Pangasianodon hypophthalmus (striped catfish), 3748 nucleotides long. RefSeq names its product LIM homeobox 4 (gene lhx4). Gene Ontology annotation, cellular component: nucleus. NCBI's taxonomy places the organism in Eukaryota, Metazoa, Chordata, Actinopteri, Siluriformes, Pangasiidae. The coding region runs from base 120 to 1217 and encodes 365 amino acids. Gene Ontology annotation, biological process: neuron differentiation; regulation of transcription by RNA polymerase II. The record is from RefSeq and is a predicted model, not a curated record. Gene Ontology annotation, molecular function: DNA-binding transcription factor activity, RNA polymerase II-specific; RNA polymerase II transcription regulatory region sequence-specific DNA binding. The transcript is spliced from 6 exons.